UCACGUGACGUCACCGGCGGAAGCAGUAGCGGAAGUGAAUUGCGGGGCGAUGAAUGCGUCUUAGAAGAGCGGAGCCGCGUCUCCCGUGCCCGCUCUCUCUCUCUUGCUCUCCUCCACGUUCUUCCUCUCUCCCAUCGCUCUCCCAUCUCUCUCCCGUCCCCCUUCUCGCUCUCUCUCUCCCCAGCGUUCGGUGUCGCGGGGUCGCAGAACCCCGUCAAGAUCGGAGACCCCCCCGCCCCCCAACCCGGCGCCUACGGCCUAGCGGACAGGCCUCUCGCAGUCGACUUGACAGGCUGGUGGGGGGGAUGCGAGGGGGUCUGGGCCCACGUGGGGGGCCUUCCCAGCGUGGGGGACCGCUGUUCAUGGGGUACCUGUCGGCCGCCCUGGGUGCCCUGCUCGUGCUCGCACCCAGCCUCACGUACGCCGUCGUCAUCAGCACCCGUGCCGCCAACGUCAUCAGCACAGUGGGGAUAAAAUGCGUUAGUCCCCACAUAGACCAUGCGCUGCCAAUGGAGACGCUAUGGGAGGUCGGUGCGAUGCUGGAGGUGCGGUGCUACCCAGGCUACCGCCUGCAACUACCCACUCGCCACACCGCCCCGGAUCCCGCCGCGACUCGCUACCCCACGUGUCUCGGCAAUGGAACCUGGGACUACCAGCCCGUGUGUGCCGGCUGUCCGGAGCCGCAGGUGCCUGACAGCUGGGUGAGCGCCAGUGGUGUCACCCCUCCGGCGUAUGGUGGUGCGGUGGACAUUGAGCCGAGGGACGGUCGUGAGGUGGUGCAGGCGGACGUGGGGGACAUGCAGCAGUUUCCGGUGGGCUCAACGCUGGCGUUCUCGUGCUACCCGGGCUACGUGCUGCAGGGCGCACGCUCCAUCUCCUGCACAGAGGCGCUCAGCUGGUCCGCACGCCCUCCACAGUGCCUCGUCUCCCAGUUCUGUGAGGUGCCCACGCGGCCGCCCCACGGUAGCUUCCUGUGCCACCCCGGCCCGUGCGACCGCUACGUGGGGAACACGGUGGUGGAGUACUACUGCGACGCAGGCUUCACCCUCAAGGGGGAGUACCGCUUUAUCACGUGCCACAAGGGCGUGUGGUCGCCCCCGCUUGAAGUCGCCUGCGUGCCCGACUCUGCGGACCCAGGUAACGCCCGUGGCGACAAGUCGCUGACGUCGCCGUGGGCGAUCGUUGCCGCGACGGCGAGCUCCGUCGUCAUGGUACUGCUCCUCAUUGUUGUCCUCGUCAUGCUGCAACCUCGACUAAAGAGCCUGCGGCAUGCACGUCGAGAACGCGGCGUCUCGGGCUCCGGCGCCACGCUGUUGGUGGACGGCGUCCCCGUCUCCCUCCCCUCCUACGACGAGGCCACCGGGGCCUCCGCUCUGAGCUCCCCACUCGAGACGUCCGGGGUAAUCCCAGGGGCACCCCUGUCCCCGGCACAGCCCCCCACCCUGCUACUUCUACACCAGCAGCAGCAGCAGGCGCCUGCGAUCCCCGGAACCCUGCUGCUUACCGGGAUUGGCCCGGCGGGGUCCGCACAGGGGUCCCCGAACGCCGCUGACAGGCGUCGGGGGGCGUCCGCGGAGGCGGGGGUCGCGUUUUCGGAUGGUGACGGAAGUGAGGACGGCACCGGCAGCCUCCUGUCCAUGUCUCUGGCGGCCUGCGCCGAGGACACUCCACUGCUGGAUGAGUGACCUCUCCUGGCUCCGACACCAAAAUCUUCACCUCGCGUUCUUUAGGCUGCCAAGGCGGCGCCAAUGGGAAGCGCCCCCCCCCCCCACUCCGACCCUGCCCCCCCCUCUCCAGUUUUAGCUUUUGUUUAAAUUUGUUUUUGUUUGUAAAUUAUAAAAUUUAAAUGUCGACUUAUUUAUGGUGUAAUGUGUGGAAUCAGCAGCGGGUGGUGUGACUUGUAUCGGCCUUCUUUUCUCUCUUCUGUAUUAUCAUGCUCUCCACCCCCCCACCCCCCCAUCGUGCCCCCCUAUUUCCCACGUGUUGGGAUUGCUGGCGGGGGGGGGGGGGCUCUGUCGGUUUGGCGUUGGGGGGCGGUGUGUUUAUCGUUUAUGCGAUGGAAGGUGCACGCGCGCGGUGCAUGCUUUUAGCUCAGCUUCCUGUUCAUUCGAUUGCCGUCAGAAGAAGCCAAGGUUUACACUUUACAAUUCUUAUUAAAAAAAAUAAAAAAAAAACCGUAUUCACUUUAGUUUUACUGUAACAGUCGUGAUUGUGAGGAGAAAUUCACGUCUGGGUUCUAAUAAAGUCAUUGGCUGUUUAUGUGGUGGCCUUAACAUUCA
Molecule: messenger RNA, 2279 nt
Organism: Petromyzon marinus (sea lamprey)
Lineage: Eukaryota; Metazoa; Chordata; Hyperoartia; Petromyzontiformes; Petromyzontidae
Product: sushi domain-containing protein 4-like
Biological process (GO): DNA damage response
Source: RefSeq, a predicted model, not a curated record